AUGGCUGGCGGAAAGGGAAAAUCUUCUGGUGGGAAGAGCUCCGGCGGUAAGACCGCAGGUGAGGGCCCCAAGAAGCAACAAUCCCACUCCCAGCGUGCAGGACUCCAAUUCCCUUGCGGACGUGUCAAGCGUUUCCUCAAGCAAAACACCCAAAACAAGAUGCGCGUCGGCGCCAAGGCGGCGGUUUACGUUACGGCGGUGCUGGAGUAUCUGACUGCCGAGGUUCUCGAGCUGGCAGGCAACGCGGCCAAGGACCUGAAAGUGAAGCGCAUCACUCCUCGACACCUUCAACUUGCCAUCCGAGGUGACGAGGAGUUGGACACGCUCAUCCGCGCCACCAUCGCUUUCGGAGGUGUUCUACCGCACAUCAACCGCGCGCUGCUUCUCAAGGUUGAGCAGAAGAAGAAGCAGAAGCAACUGGAGGCGUGA
Molecule: messenger RNA, 429 nt
Organism: Gaeumannomyces tritici R3-111a-1
Lineage: Eukaryota; Fungi; Ascomycota; Sordariomycetes; Magnaporthales; Magnaporthaceae
Product: histone H2A.Z
Exons: 3
Coding region: 1-429 (142 amino acids)
Cellular component (GO): nucleosome
Molecular function (GO): protein heterodimerization activity; structural constituent of chromatin; DNA binding
Source: RefSeq, a predicted model, not a curated record